CACAACCUGGACAUUUGCCCUGACAAGGAAUCAAACCGGUGACCUCUGGGUGCAUGGGUCAGUGCUCAACCACUGAGUCACACCAGCUGGGCACCAGCAAUAUUCUUAACCCAUGAAAAGACCUUGGCUCUCUCCAUUCUUACCAUGUCCUAGGAAUGUGUGACCUCUGAUGGCAAGCAAUAGUAACCUGAAGAAUAGAACUGAUACUUUGGAUUCAUUUUAAAAUUUAAUUACAAUUCUUAUCAAGUACAUGAUUAUUUUUUUUCCUCCGCCAAAUUUAUUUUAGGGAUGUGCCUGUCUGAGACCUAUAUGGCUGAGGUUUCUUAGGUCCAUUUUGUGAUUUUAAAAAGGCAGAAUUUUGAUGAGAUCUGAUAGAUUUGGAAAUAUCGUUUCUAAAGUAUUUAUUAGAUCUGCUAGAGCAGGUAAAUUGCUCCCAAGACACGGUUCCGAAAAACAGCUCUGUAGCAGGCAUCUCUUGACACCACAGUAUGUUCUGGGUAGCUGCUCUGCAGUAAUGCAGCCUUGUCUUUCUGGGCAGUGUUGUUAUUCCUGCUGCAUAAUUAGCAACUAGUGAGAUCAUAGUCUGGGAAGAUUCUGGCAUUACUGAGGCAAAGCAGGGAGGCUUCGUAUCAUCACAUGUGGCUCUGGCCCUGACAGCAUUUCUGUCGGGCAGAUUCAUAUCCUUGGGAACUAAAGUCCAAAGACAGAGGAGAGAUUUGUAUCCCAGACUCCUUGGUUGUGUGACAGCUUGUUGAAGACACUGCCUGCCAUAUUGAUGUAACCAGAGUACAUUGUCACUUCUGUUUUCUCCUUGUUGAUUUCUUUACAGAGGGCAAAGGUGGUAAAGCUAAGUUUUCCUUGCACAGAGGAAGAUGAUAGACCAGCGGAGCACUAUUUUAUGGAGCAGUAUGAGAUUGGGAAAGAUUCUGGGUUUUGAAGCCAGUGCAGAUUCUAAUCUUCAGUUCAUUCUUUAGAACCAAAUUUGACCUUUCUGGGAGCCUGGAGAGACACUUUAUAUUUGUGAAGAUCUGGGUAAAGCGUUUCUCUGGCUGCUGAUGUACUUUGCAAUUGAGAGCCUGAAGCACUAUUUCCCAAAGUGUGUUCCAAGAAAUAUUUGCCCCCUAAAAUACUCUGGAAAACAAAGGGUUCCAUAAUCAGACUCCUAAUGCAACUGGCUAGCUGGUGGUGAGCCUGGGGCUUUGGGGCCAACGCGGUGGGCUCCCCAAGGAAACCCCUUUGAAACCAAUGGAUGCAUUCACGGGCUCGGGGCUCAAGAGGAAAUUUGAUGAUGUGGAUGUGGGCUCAUCAGUGUCCAACUCAGAUGAUGAGAUCUCCAGCAGUGACAGUGCUGACAGCUGCGACAGCCUCAAUCCUCCUACAACUGCCAGCUUCACACCCACCUCCAUCCUGAAGCGGCAGAAGCAGCUACGGAGGAAGAAUGUACGCUUUGACCAGGUGACUGUGUACUACUUUGCCCGGCGCCAGGGUUUCACCAGUGUGCCCAGCCAGGGUGGUAGCUCUCUGGGCAUGGCCCAGCGUCAUAACUCUGUACGCAGCUACACACUCUGUGAGUUUGCUCAAGAGCAAGAGGUGAACCAUCGGGAGAUUCUUCGUGAGCACCUGAAAGAGGAGAAACUCCAUGCCAAGAAGAUGAAGCUGACCAAGAAUGGGACAGUGGAGUCGGUGGAGGCUGAUGGCCUGACACUGGAUGAUGUUUCUGAUGAAGAUAUUGAUGUGGAAAAUGUGGAAGUGGAUGAUUACUUCUUCCUGCAGCCUCUGCCCACCAAACGGCGACGGGCCCUGCUGAGGGCGUCUGGGGUCCACCGCAUUGAUGCUGAAGAGAAGCAAGAGCUUCGAGCCAUCCGCCUGUCACGGGAAGAGUGUGGUUGUGACUGUCGACUGUAUUGUGACCCAGAAGCGUGUGCUUGUAGCCAAGCUGGGAUUAAAUGCCAGGUGGAUCGCAUGUCCUUUCCAUGUGGCUGCUCCCGGGAUGGCUGUGGGAACAUGGCUGGGCGCAUUGAAUUUAAUCCAAUCCGGGUCCGGACUCAUUACCUCCACACCAUCAUGAAGCUGGAGCUGGAGAGCAAGCGGCAAGUGAGCCGCCCACCCGCCCCAGACGAAGAGCCCUCACCCACUGCCAGCUGCAGCCUGACAGGAGCCCAGGGCUCUGAGACACAAGACUUCCAGGAGUUCAUUGCUGAGAAUGAGACGGCAGUGAUGCACCUACAGAGUGCGGAGGAACUGGAGCGGCUCAAGGCAGAGGAAGACUCCAGCGGCUCUAGUGCCAGCCUGGACUCCAGCAUAGAGAGCCUGGGCGUGUGUAUCCUGGAGGAGCCCCUGGCCGUUCCCGAAGAGCUGUGCCCAGGGCUUACAGCCCCCAUUCUCAUCCAGGCUCAGCUGACCCCAGGCUCCUCUGUCCUAUGUUUUGCCGAGAACUCAGAGCACCCAACUGCUUCAGCAGUGACCAACCCAUCCUUCUUGAACAGUGGGCCCCUGGUCUAUUAUCAGGUGGAGCAGAGGCCAGUCCUGGGGGUGAAAGGAGAGCCUAGUACAGGAGAAGUCCCACCCUCUUUCCCCAAGGAGAAGGAUCUCAGUGUCUUCUCUCUCCCUGUUACCUCACUGGUGGCUUGUAGCCCCACAGACCCAGCUGCCCUCUGCAAAUCAGAGGUAGGGAAAGCAUCCACUCUAGAAGCAUUAGUGCCCGAAGAUUGUAACCCCCAAGAGCCGGAGAAUGAAGACUUCCGCCCCUCAUGGUCCCCCUCAAACCUCCCCUUCAGCACGGACAGUGAAGAGGGCUGUGUGGUGGAGAAAACCUCACAGCCCAGUGAGGACCGGCCCCCUGAAGAGUCUCUGGAACUCCCUCUGGCAGUGUGACACAGGGAUGGAGAUUCUGCCUCUUACCCACUCUCUAUUUAUUCCCUUAUUUUAUCUAAUACCAUUUCAGAACAAAACUGUAGAAGCAGCUGCUGCUCCCAUGUUAUUUUAUUGGGGUAUUUGGGGAACAGGUGGGAAAAGAUUGUUUGUACAAGUAUUUUUUAAAGGGUACACAGAAGCAAGGAGACCAGCUCCAGCUUGUUCUAUCGGGAUAGUCUUGGGGCAGAGGAGGCUGCAUAGUGCUGAAUACUGAGCUUUCUGGGCCAUUGGAACAAAGAACUAGGAUCUCACAGGAGAAACUAGGUAACUCAAGCAGCUAUUCUUUUUGUAGGGAUCAGAAUCCAUAAUUUGAACAGCGUGGCAAAGCCCCUUCUCUUCUGAGCUCCAGGCGGGAUACAAGCUCAUUUUCCUCAGUGGUUACUCUGAUAUCCCAUUUUGGUGUAACAUAAUAUAGUUGGAAAUGUCUCCUGGAAAGGAGGGGUUUAGAAGGGUCUCUGCUUCUGUACAAAAUUUGCAGGAUUUAUAAAAAUGUAACCUGCCUUCCCCGGCCCCCCAUUUGGUA
Molossus molossus (Pallas's mastiff bat) is the source of this 3436-nucleotide messenger RNA. It is a transcript of the gene CSRNP2, whose product is annotated as cysteine and serine rich nuclear protein 2. Lineage: Eukaryota; Metazoa; Chordata; Mammalia; Chiroptera; Molossidae. Gene Ontology annotation, molecular function: sequence-specific DNA binding; DNA-binding transcription factor activity, RNA polymerase II-specific. Gene Ontology annotation, biological process: regulation of transcription by RNA polymerase II. The coding region runs from base 1246 to 2874 and encodes 542 amino acids. The record is from RefSeq and is a predicted model, not a curated record. Gene Ontology annotation, cellular component: nucleus. The transcript has 5 exons.